Molecule: messenger RNA, 1887 nt
Organism: Torulaspora delbrueckii
Lineage: Eukaryota; Fungi; Ascomycota; Saccharomycetes; Saccharomycetales; Saccharomycetaceae
Gene: SCC4
Product: cohesin-loading factor complex subunit SCC4
Exons: 1
Coding region: 1-1887 (628 amino acids)
Biological process (GO): mitotic sister chromatid cohesion
Source: RefSeq, a predicted model, not a curated record
AUGGAUUUACAACGGUUGCCAGUCGAAGUCGUUUAUCAGUUGUCCCAGGAGUAUCGAGAACAGGCCUAUGCGGUAAGUGCCAAGGUUAAAAAUGAAGAGCAGUUGAAACAGUACUGUACGCUCAUAUCAAUGGCGAUUAAAUGCCUGAGGUAUAUCAAACGAGUCUUCCCGCUGUCUAUCGAACAAGAUCUCCAAGUAACACUUGAGCUGGUGGAUCUUUUACUGCAAGAAACGCACAAUCUGGAUCUGGCAGAGUCGUUUGUUUCUAGUUUGCGCGAGAGACUACUUAUUCACAAUUCAUCGAGUUCUACAGGAUCACUAGUCAACGAGAGAAUGCAAUGUGAGUUGUUGUUGCUGUGUCGGAUUCCUCUUAUUAGAGGUAGUAAGUUUCAUUUUAAGGCGGCGUUGAGAAGCUGUGAUCACUUAGUGCAGCAUUUAAGCCAGUUGAAGGAUACUCUCGAGUCAUAUGAGGAGUGGAAACGCGUCUUCCAGUACGUUAGUAUGCUUUUAAGCCAAAGGCUGGGGAAACAUUUGAUCGUUAGGGCGAAGUACGAUGACCUUUGGCAGAAUCCGGAGUUGCCACUCCAGUGGCAAGCUUUUAUCACCUUAUCUUAUACCAACUAUCUACUGGAUAAUCGUUUUCCUAUUCCCCUCCCAGUGUCUCAACGAUUGGGAAGCAUAAGUUUCAGUGAUGUACGUCCUAAGUGGUACGCCUGGAAACUAAUGCUGCAGCUUACAAUACUAGUUUAUCAGGACAAAAAUAUUACUGAAAAGUUGAACGAGUUUAAGUGUUUCUUUGCACAGUCUAAAGAUGCUUUAACUGAUUCUUCAGAUGACUCUAUUGUGCAAGUUGGUAGUCGCCUUUGUCUGUCUCUUGAUUCACCGUUCAUGCUGAACUACCAGGACCUGAAAAAUAUGCUGCUUUUAUUCCAAAGUGUAAGCUUUCUGGUGAAUUGUUAUGAUAAGAAGGCCAGUUUCUCGGUGAUGUUCCUUCCAAAAGUGGUCAAGACUACGACAAAAUUGAUAGAUACGAUGAAGCAGCGAAACGGCGUCUCACUGAAUGAAAUAAGCGCUAAAUUACACUGGUACGAACAAAUUCUGUCCUUAACGCGGUUUUAUCAGGUUUGGCAAGACAUGCUCUUAGAACCUCAUUCGCUGCAUACAAGCUCCGAUGGCCUCCUUCAUGUUAUGUCACAACAAGCGGAAUAUAGGAAGGAUCCUGCAUCAAUCUGUGAUGAAUAUCAAGUUAUCAAAGAUGCUUCCGAUUCAACAAACGAGACCAAACUACUUUCUCUCCUCAACACUUAUCUCAUUAGGGCAUCGCUUGUCAGUGAAGGUGUUGAAAGGCAAAAACAUGCAACGCUAUGCAAUAUCAUCUGGGACCAAAUAACUAAACGAUUGGCUGACACUGACUUACGAGAUAACGCCACUUGGGACUGUGCAUUAACCAUGACAUGGAUCAUGACCCAUUUUGAACCAUUUUCAUCGAACCCUAUACCAGCGACGGACGACGAAAGAAACCAUCAUAUUGAGAAACUCAGGUUAUAUUACGACGCUAACAAGCUUCGAUUGAGCAACGAAGUAGAAGAUGAACCCCAGUCAAAGGGAUCAGUCGAUGAAGUUUUAAAAUUGAAGAAAAGUCUCAUGCUACAAAUUCUUUUGAACUACCUUGGAGGCCGAAUGCUUGAACAGGAUUUAGAAACUAUUUGCCAAAUCUCUGCGGCUUGCUGCCGUUUGGCUAAGAUACGAAAACUACCCGUGAUACAAUAUGUUACUGGUCUAUGGCAUUUAGCAAACUGUACAUUAGCGAUGAAAACUAAAGAAGUAACGAUAACGAGAGCCAAAUUAGAAUCAUUGGUUAAGAAAAUAUGCAUUCGUGAAUUAUAA